CACUAUUUUAAUUACCAGUUUCGUUACUUCUAUUUAUUUUAAGAUACGUUUGCUGAUCAGCAUAUUAAGUAAUUAUAAAAGCACCGGCAUUCACGUAUUUUUCAAGCUUCAUAGGAGCUCAGCGCCGUUGAUAGUUAGAAGAAAAUAUAAAACAAUGAGUUAUAGAUGAAGUUCAGCUUUACGGUGGCUUUCUAGCGAUUAAAUGAUUUGCAUUUGCUUCGUGUAAACUGUCCAUAUUUACAUACAGACACCACAUACUGUUUGUGGUUUUGACAUCAAACGGCGUCUUUAUACUUUUCAGUUGCUGUCUGAACUUGGACAAUGCCACAAGCAAUGAAGUGCACAGUGUUCGUUCACAUUAUUCUCUUUGCUGCAUUAUUCGCGCACAUCAACGCCGAUUACGAGGAGAAGACGGAGGAUGAUUUCUUAAGCGCCGGCGAGCGUUGUUUCCAGCGUGAGCGCUUGGCCGCCCCCUAUCAGCGUCGCUUCGACACUUUUGAUUAUCCGGACGAGGAGCCAGUACAUCGUUAUGUGCACUGCAUUUGGACAGAGUUGAAAUUGUGGAAUGAUCGCACCGGUUUCAACGUCGAACACAUAGCGGCACUUUAUCGCGAUAAGGCGAAUACGGAGGUGCUGGUGCCGAUAUUGAGUGACUGUAAUCGGAAUGCACAGAAUGAGCCGAGCCUCAAGUGGUGUUAUAGGGCCUUCAAAUGUGUGCUAAACAGUCAGGUGGGUCAGUGGUUCAAGGAGGAUGUGGAACGCAAGUUGCAAGAGAGGCGUGUGGGAAAUCAUGUCGCUUGAAUUGCUUCGUUUUUAUUAAAGCUUUACACAUACAUACAUACUUAUAAAUUUCGAUAUUUGCAGAUAAGCGAGUAUGUGUAUAUGUUUAUAUAAAACUAAAAUAUUUGUUGUUUUUGACACAAUUAUAUAUACAGAUACAGUUAUUAAAAUGUAAUAAAUAUGAUUUAAUUGUAAAAAAAAAAUAAUUAUAUUUUAUGGCUAGACAUAUAUAAUAUCAGCAAAUAUAUGGAAUAUGUAUAUGAACAAAU
Bactrocera oleae (olive fruit fly) is the source of this 1049-nucleotide messenger RNA. Its product is annotated as general odorant-binding protein 99a. Lineage: Eukaryota; Metazoa; Arthropoda; Insecta; Diptera; Tephritidae. The record is from RefSeq and is a predicted model, not a curated record. Gene Ontology annotation, molecular function: odorant binding.